AUGUUUAUUUUCACUUGGAGACACGCUUGGUAACGCCUCGACAUCCGAGAAAUUUGUCUAUUUUUUGUGUUUUAAAGUCGAAGCUUUAAUUUCACUACUCAUGAAUACACAUUAAAACAUGUUAAACGUUACUGAAAGCGUUAAUGGAAAAUUCAAUAUCGUCCUAACCGAUGGAUAUAAGAGUCAGCUGCAUGACAGAGGAAAGGUAAAAACUAAAAGUGGUUCAGUGAAUGAAAAUGCAGCUGGUAGUAAAAGUUCAAAACCAAAAUUAAAACAGCAAAUUACAAAAGGAAAGUCAAAGCGGAGGGAAGAACGUUCUAAUGAUGGUAAAGUGACUAAACCAUCAAGAUUGGCUGCAAAAUUUAAUGGAAAGACCACACAAGCGCAGGAAAUUUCUGGUGAUGGUUCUGAAACAGCUGAUAAAACUACUGCAUAUGUAACAAAAGAUGAUUUGGCAAAAUUAUUGGAAUCUUUGACUGGAAAGAAAAUAGAGAGUGAUGCAUCUGUAACAAGAAUGGGUGAAGUACAACAACAGUCAAUGCCAGAUGAAAAGAAGAUACCUCAAUCGAGAAACACAAAUGAUGAUCAUAUUAAAAGUGAGGAAGCUCUUACCAAUGAAAAUAUCCAGGCAUCUGGAAAGCCUUUCAAUGAACAGGAGAAUAUUGAAGCGGUUGCAUUAAGCCAAAGUGAUCCUGAACAAAAUGUCGCAUCUACUGUUGUGACAGAAACUUUAAAACCUACUGCAAUGAGAAGUUCCUUUGCUAUCGGGGCACCCGGAUUAGUAACCAACAAUCCGCACGAUGAUAAAGCUGACAAGCACAGGCAAUGGGUUAGGGGACUGGAGCAACAAAUUCAAGAAAAGAAAGAAAGAGAAAUGCAGUUUAAAAGAAAUCAAUCUGUUGGUGUUUCACUUCAGAUGGAAAGGAAAAGUGAAGGGGUUUCCCUAAAUAAACCGACUAACCAGAAUAAUCCAGUGGGAAGUGCAAUUAGCACGAUCUCGCAACAAGAAACUGACAGGUCCAGUACUGGGCAUGCCCGAGGCCGUGCAUUGAUGAAUAUGCUUUCAGACAAUGAGACUGAUAAACAAAGGAAGAAAAUAUUUGAACAUCAGAAAGCGAUUGAACUGCAGGUAGAAGACCGUAGGAGACAAAAAAUGGAGGAACGAGAACGGCGUCUGAGAGAAGAAGCAAUAGAGGAUGAACGAGUUGCAAAGGAAAGAGAAAAAUUGCAAAAACAAUUUGAAGAAGAGAUGAUUAAAAUGAAGGAAAAAGAGGAGCAAGCGAAACGAAGAGCUCAUGUUUUACAAGAAGGAAUUUCCAAAGCUUUCGAGUCAGCUCAGCAGUUAAAACGUGAUAAAAGAAAGAAUCGCAUGCUGGAAUCUACCACAAAAGGCGCAGGGAAUGUACAAGAAAGUCACGAGGAUGACCGCAUAAAUGGAACAACAAUUCGAGAACAAGUCAUAUUGCCUGACAAUGCUCUUAGACGUCACCCUGUGGUUCCUCCUCUGAACUUGAGAACCUCAAUCUCUCCAGUUGACAAACCUGAUAAGUCAAAUGAAAGAAGUCUUUCUGAUUUUACAAUGAAUGUGAAGCGGCAUUCCUUGUGUUUACCAGAUACACAUGAAAAAACAUCAUAUGCAGAAGAAGAAACAGACAAAGACAAGUCUGGGACAUUGAUGAAUAAAUGGGUUGAUGAAGAUUUUGGCAGUUGUACAACAAACAGAGAGAUGAAUUAUGAUGGAGAUUUUAGAGCACGUUCUUCUAGCGAAUUUAUAGUGCCAUUUCAUAGAACUGCGAGUGCUACAUUGUUUAGGGAAAGUUUAAUCUUGCGGGAAGCUCCUGAAAGAGGAAGUAUUAAUAAAAUAGCAGAGACUAAUAGUAAUUUAACAGACCGUAAGAUUGUUAAAAAAGGUCGUUCAGUUCCUGAAGUACAUCCGACAAGAACUUCACGAUUACGAGAAAAAAGGACAGAUAACAAAAACGCUUCGCUCACAAGUCGGCGAAAAAAACGUGAAGCAGAAAGACCUCAACAAAUUAUUCAAAAGCCUAAGUCACAGAUAAAAUCACAAAACACGUCUGAUGAUUUAGUUACGAACAAAUAUAAAAAUGCUGCAUCAAUUAGUGAAGACGAUCAAAUGACAAAUAUUCCUAGCCAUCUUUUAGCGACUUUCACUCCCACUGCUCACCAAGAAAAGAUAUUGGAGCAGCUUGCAGCCCUACGAAAGGGACUUCUCAUGAAAGAUCAAGAAAUAAAAACUAAAGUAUUUCAAAUUGAAUAUGAAAUCCAAGCAUAGAAGUAGCCUGACAGUUGUAUGAGCCUGGAUUUCCACUUGCAGAAAAAUGGUUCGCUAUAGCGAAAUAUUUGCACUGCCACAUUUGCUUUUAAGUUGAACUAUUUAUUUAUGCAAUUACAAGUAAAAUGCAAAGGAAAAUUUGCAAAUAUUUCGUUACAUAUAAACGAACCAUUCUUCUGCAAGUGGAAGUCCAGCCUAAUAUUUACUGCAGGAAUGUACAGGGUGUAUCAAGAAAAUGGUAGCCUAAUUUCAGCAUGCUGUUGUGUGUAAAUUACUUUAUAAACAAGUGUAAGUUUUAGAUAUUAUGCCAGAUCAGGCUUUUCCGUUCGACUAAUCAAGUAAUUUUCUGCACACGCGCGCUUAAAUUAGGUUACCAUUUUUUCACACACCCUGCAUGUAUUAGUUUUGUACAUAUCUAUGUAUCGAAUAUAUACUCGCCGAUAAAUUGAUAAUCUGUUAUAGAGCAGUAGGUUUCUGAAGAGCUAGCUGUCAUAGUAUACCUGACGAUUUUCUAUUCAAGAUGUUUUUAAUAUUUUCCUGAAUAAUAAAAUCGUGUAUAUAAUGU
This is a messenger RNA of Dendronephthya gigantea, 2858 nucleotides long. RefSeq names its product calponin homology domain-containing protein DDB_G0272472-like. Gene Ontology annotation, cellular component: cilium; microtubule. Bases 119 to 2293 code for a protein of 724 amino acids. The transcript is spliced from 16 exons. Gene Ontology annotation, biological process: cilium assembly. The record is from RefSeq and is a predicted model, not a curated record. Lineage: Eukaryota; Metazoa; Cnidaria; Anthozoa; Malacalcyonacea; Nephtheidae. Gene Ontology annotation, molecular function: microtubule binding.